AUGUACGUCUUAUUACGCGAAAGCGACAACGGAAUUGGGCGAAAUGAGUACAAUCUCAGCGGAGGCACAUCAGUAGAUGGUACACACGGCGCGGCUGCUGCAGACUGCAGUAUUGUUGCUUAUUGUUGUUGUUGUGCUAUCGGUUGUGGCCGGCGGGGAUGGCGGGGUGGUGAUAGGAGCCAAGGUCGCGACGAUGAUCGACCAACCGCGACGCGAGACGGGCAGAGCUCGCCGCGCCGCAGCGACAGGAAAUGA
Molecule: messenger RNA, 255 nt
Organism: Macrosiphum euphorbiae (potato aphid)
Lineage: Eukaryota; Metazoa; Arthropoda; Insecta; Hemiptera; Aphididae
Source: the annotation of a GenBank genome assembly